Molecule: messenger RNA, 3640 nt
Organism: Catharus ustulatus (Swainson's thrush)
Lineage: Eukaryota; Metazoa; Chordata; Aves; Passeriformes; Turdidae
Product: transmembrane protease serine 11E-like
Exons: 12
Coding region: 226-1581 (451 amino acids)
Biological process (GO): proteolysis
Cellular component (GO): plasma membrane; extracellular region
Molecular function (GO): serine-type endopeptidase activity
Source: RefSeq, a predicted model, not a curated record
UGCUGGUGGAAGAGUAUAACUUCUGUGUGCUUCUUGUUCCUGUGCCUUGUUGCACUGGCAGCUUCCUGUUUACAAGGUGUCUUGGUAACUGGACAUUUUUGGAGGAGAAAAAUGAAAAACAUCAUUGGCUCAUCAAUCAUGGAUGCAUAAAUGUCAUCUCAGUGUCCCCAUGUGAAAUAAAAAGUAACUUUCUGGCUUGACUUCAGGAGAUAAAGCCUCAAGUCUAUGCUGAGAUGCUGCACAGUGUGUUGUGGUGUUUGGGACGGUGGUUCUCCCAGAGAGAAGAGCUUCUUGCUGACCUCUCAGGGGUACCCAGAGGCAGUGAUCCUGAUGGACAGAGCAAUAAGGCGCAUAGAUCCAUGGAAGAUCGCAGUCAUUGUUGUGUCAGUGAUAGUAGGCUUAGCCCUCAUCAUUGGCUUGAUUACAUUUCUUUUGUGCCACGAUCAAGACAGAUAUUACAAUGCAUCUUUCCUCAUCACAAAUGUCGACUACAAUCCUCAGUACGAAAGGCAGACUACAGAUGAAUUCAGGAACCUAAGUGAAGAUAUUGAAACCAUGAUAUCUGAAGUAUUCAGGGGUUCCUUUCUAAGUAAAAGAUACAUCAGGUCCCAUGUGGUCAGUCUAAGCCCAGAUCGUGUUGGAGUGCUUGCAUCUGUUGUUCUGGUAUUUAAAUUUCCCUCUGCUGACAGUGAAGCAACGUCCUGGGGUCAAGUCAACCGUAUAUUGCUCAGAAGGCUGAAAGCAACCUCAACAUACCUGAAUGUUGACCAGUCUACCAUUAGACUCACAGAGCUGAACAAGGAAAAGGGAGAUAACCUUUUAAAUAACUGCUGUGGAAUACGAAGACAGACAUUUUCCUUCACAGGAGUGGAAAGAAUAACUGGUGGGCAGCGUGCACGGGAGGGAGAAUGGCCAUGGCAGGCCAGUAUUCAGCUCGAUGGGACCCAUCGCUGUGGUGCAUCGAUCAUCAGUAACACCUGGCUGCUGACUGCAGCCCAUUGCUUUAGAGGAGUAAGAGAUCCUUGGAGGUGGACUGCCAGCUUUGGAAUUCUACUGAGACCUCCAAAACAGAAAAAAUUUGUCCGGAGAAUUAUUGUUCACGAGAGAUAUGGUGACUUUCUCCUUGAUCAUGAAUAUGAUGUGGCUGUUGUGGAACUUGCCUCUGCUAUUGAGUUCACAAGUGACACGCACAGUGUCUGCCUUCCUGAAGCAUCUCACAUUUUCCCAGACAACACUUCCUGUUUUGUCACUGGCUGGGGAGCUUUGGAGAAUGACGGUUAUAGUGUUAAUCAACUUCGACAAGCAGAAGUGAGAAUUAUAAGUACUGAGGUUUGUAAUAGGAGACAAGUGUACGGUGGAGCGAUAACACCUGGAAUGUUGUGUGCUGGAUACUUGGAGGGGCAAGUGGAUGCUUGCCAGGGUGACUCUGGUGGGCCACUGGUGCAUGUGAAUUCCAGAGGAAUCUGGUAUCUUGUGGGAAUAGUGAGCUGGGGAGAUGAAUGUGGCAAGCCAAAUAAACCAGGAGUAUACACACGAGUGACUUACUAUCGAAACUGGAUUCACUCCAAAACAGGCAUCUGAAACCUGGAGCAAGUCAAGUUUUGUGGGCUGUGUACAGCUAUUCCUCUGACACAUCCUGUUCUGUGGUCACCCUCUAGGCAGCUGCUGGCUUAGCUUGUGGUCAUGUGUGAAAUACCUGUAAGCUUUGAACAGUCUAGGACUUAAAAUUGGUUUGACCUACAGCCAGACAGGAACGGACUUGAUCCAUGUGAUAUAUGUUUGUUCAGGACGUACUCUGUCAGAGGGACAACUGCCUUUGUCUAUAUGCAAUAUAUUGACCCUUUUUUCUCCAUGGCCACAUGUCUUGGCCUCAGCUUUUAGUGUUUGAGUCCAAACAAUUAUCUACCAGCAUCCAAGACAAGCUAUAACUGAAACCUGGCCCAUCCAUUUGCUGUGUGCUCACAAGGCCUUGUCUAUCCAUAGACAAGUUACUGUCCAGGCCCUGACUCCAAGGCUGCUGUACUUCUGAAUUCUUGAGCUUUCUCCUGCAUAAUUCCAGGGAGUGUAAUGAAGAAUGGAAGAUGUCUUAGGGAAGUCCUGGUUCCUAAUAUCACAUUGAACUGUUACUUAAGUGAAUAGAGAACUUUUCCUUGCCUGAAGAAGAAAUUAGUGGAAAACCCCAGCUUGUGUCCACCUUCUUUGAACAAGUGAACCUAUGCCCACUCGUUGCUUUAUGAAGAGUCUCUACCACAGCAUUUGCCAGGGGAGUGAUUGCUGGACUUAGGACCAAAAACCACUUUAUGGUCAUACCAGUCUGUUAUCAUAGGACAAUAUUUGGCUGAGUUAAUUUCCAUUUUUACCUUCCCAGACUGUAUUUUUCUGAAUAAAAGUCCUUUUCCUUUUGGGCGGGAUGGACAAGUGUAACAAUCUUAGUAUGACCAUCGUCAGAAAAAAACUUCUCAAACUUCUUAUUCUUGUGAAUGCUGUUCUCAAGUCUUUAGAGUUUUAUAUGUGCAUAUUUAGCCGUAUUCUGUAAGAAAAACUGAAAAAACCAAACAACUUUUUGCAUUACAGUGGAAAUACUAUUUCAGAGGAGGACAGAACUUCUGAUGGACACAGAAAUCUUAUGUACAUAUCUCUCUCUUCUCACAAGAAGUAAGAAUUGCCUGUGUUGCAUUGCCAGACUGUAGCUGACUCAUAUGAUCUCAGCCACACCAACCUCAUAUUCUCUCUGGCUUCAUUUUUUCAGGAACCCAUGUUUCUGUCAGCCAGGUAGAUAUCCAAUGCUUUCUAGAACCUAGCAGCAGAACACACCUGUUCUUAGUGGGGAUGCUCUCUUUGGUGUGUCUGCAAGUUUGUCAACACUUUAUGUGGAUCCUGAUCCAAACAACAGCAAGUGAUGUGGACUUAGUUGCUGGAUAAUGAGCCACUCAACUGCUCUCUUCUCCCUCUGUGGUCAGAAGAGAAAGAAUUCAGGAGAGGAGAUACUGUCCCCACUGCCAAGACUCGGAGCUGGUCCAGCAUGGCAAGCAAGCAAGAACCUUCUGCCAGGCUAGAAAAGGCAAACAGUAGGCUUUCAGUAUGCUCUUAGUUAGAAGGGCUGGGGGAAACAGGCCCUCAGUGGUUAUAGUCUCAAGAUCAGGGUGUUGUUCAAGUUGGGCACCAGUCAGGUGGCAAAGUCAAUGGCAGUUCAGGGAUCCCCUCUGGACUGUGCAGCUUGCUGCCAGUGCUGCUACACAGAGCAGUGAUCCUUCCAGAGCAGUGAUAACAGAAGUAUUUUGAUUACAUGUCCCGUGAUCUGUUUGUGAGCCCAGAGAACAGUGCUUUUCUAGAACCUCACUGGAGGUACAGGAAUAGUUGGAAGCCCACAGAAGUUCUGCAGCUGUUGUGUAUUCUAUACUUGUGUAUACCUGGCACUUGAUUUUUUUUUUGCCCCUCCAGGAACUUUUCUUGUGGAAUGUUGUGAGCUUCAGAAACAAACUUGGUAAUUUAAUUUCUACAUAGGUAAUAAACACUGUUAGGCUGGUUCCAUAGGUCUGAGCCCAACAAAUUUCAUUUCAGCAUCUUCAGAUGAACAUGUCUUUGACAUAUAUUGCUUGUUAGAGGAAGCUUAAAACUGAUAAAUGACAAAUAUAUGAUU